Paramecium sonneborni is the source of this 558-nucleotide messenger RNA. NCBI's taxonomy places the organism in Eukaryota, Ciliophora, Oligohymenophorea, Peniculida, Parameciidae. The record is from the annotation of a GenBank genome assembly.
AUGCAGCUGAUAUUGAAAAUUGGAACUAAAAUUGGUAGCCGUGCAGGAUUAUCAAUAGAUGAGUUUUAAAAUGUUAAAAAAUAAUUCAUAGAGUGUCUUAAAUAACACAAAUUCCUUGGUAAUGACAGAUGGUUAUUUUUUCUAUUAUAUAUCAACGAUAACAUUAAAAAGUUAAAGGAAAUUUACAAAAAAGAAGAAUUAAUCUAAGGAUUAGAAGAAUGUUCAUCUUAAUAUUAAUUGGUUAGUGCAUUUCCAAAUAUUGGUUAAGGAUCAUAAGUUAAAAGAUCAAAUUAAGUAUGAUCAAUCCAUAUAAAAUUGAAAUUGUAUCUUGUGUGAGAAACCGCAAAUUUUUAGAUUCUGUAUCUUUAAUUGAGAACCAAUAACAUGAAUUAAGGUUUUCUAUUGAAAAUAGAGUAGAGAAAGUCGUAAAUUGUAUUCUUCCAUUGCAUACACAAAGAGAUGAAGAUCUUAAACCAUUUUUCAGAUCGAAACUAUUUCACACAAUUGUGUUUUGAACAUUCUUAUGCAGCUAUCUUAGAAGAGAUAACCACAAUUUGA